Molecule: messenger RNA, 2556 nt
Organism: Tachysurus vachellii
Lineage: Eukaryota; Metazoa; Chordata; Actinopteri; Siluriformes; Bagridae
Gene: shisa3
Product: shisa family member 3
Exons: 2
Coding region: 442-1308 (288 amino acids)
Source: RefSeq, a predicted model, not a curated record
GCAUAGGCGCGCUCUUAAAGCUAGGCUAGAUUCACAAACUUAGAGAGAGAGAGAGAGAGAGAGAGAGAGAGAGAGAGAGAUCCCAAGGCACCACGUUUACUUCAGACUCGGACUUUUUUGGCUCAUGUGUGUUGAUUGGACGAGCAGUGAAACUGUCAAACUACGUGGAUGGAUUGAACGGUUUAAAGAGUUUUUAAUGACCAAACGUAUCUGAUUGUGUUUAUUUCCAGCCAUUCGGAAGUCCUCUAACUGGAGAACUGAAUAUGACAUCAUUUGUUUCAGUGACUGAAGAAAAACGCUACAGUUACUCCAGGUCUCGGGAUGGUAACUAACCCGGAGACAGGAGUGGAUUAUACUCCAUAAUAUCUGCUGUAAAGUGUAAUACACACAGGAGCAGCAUCGGACGCGCGUAAAAGAGAUAAAGUGAAUGGUUUGUGCAGCAUGGCGCGCUGGGUAAGCUGUCUCUUUCUGGGUUAUCUCACAUGGCACUUGUACGUCCUCGAUGCACGGGGAGAGUACUGUCACGGCUGGCUGGACAACAGCGGAAACUAUCAUGAAGGCUUCCAAUGUCCGGAGCACUUGGACACGGCAGACGCGGCGGUUUGUUGCGGGAGCUGCGCGCUGCGGUACUGCUGUGCUGCCACGGACGCGCGCCUGGACCAGGGAAGCUGCACCAACCACCGGGACAACGAAUACACCGAAUACACACCACAACCUAUCUACAUGCCCUUCCUGAUGGUAGGCUCCAUAUUUGUGGCGUUUGUGGUCAUUGGCUCAUUGGUGGCUGUGUACUGUUGCACGUGUUUACGGCCCAAACAGCCCACACAGCAACCGAUCCGCUUCUCCCUCCGUAGCUACCAGGGUGAGACCAUCCCCAUGAUCCUGACUGCAGGGGCGGCACCCACCAGCCUGCGAACACCGUCGCGUCAGUCCAGUACCGCCACCACCAGCUCCAGCAGUGCUGGCGGGGGCAGCUCGCUGCGUCGCUUUUCUCUGAGCAGAUCAGAUGCUUUGGGACUCCAGCAGCCUCCACAGCAGCUCCUGCUGGCUUCAGCUUCAUCCGUAUCCACACCAGUGUCCCUGGCACCAGCUCAACCCUUACUGCCUCCUCCACCUCCACCUCCAUACUCAUCUCCACAGUGCCUGCAGGGCAGCGGCUCGUUCGUGCACACACACCAACACAGCCACCAUCAGAGCCUCCACACGGCCCAGAGCUCCAACCUCCUCCUGUCACAGCAGUACUUCUUCCCCCUGCAGCCAGAGCCGUUUGGUGGGAGUAAAGGCUUUGCUGAUUUCAGUCAGAGCUGAUCUGGAGCUCAGGACACUGGAGCUGCUGUUAACUUGUGCGACACACACUCGAACUCUCUCUCUAGCCUGAACUGGAAUACAACAUGCAGUGAUGCUUCUCUGGAAAAAAAACCAUCAUGUCAGGCUUUGUGUUGACAUGUUUUGUGUUGCAGAGAGUUUAGCUGAAGCUGAAGAGCUGCUAAAACUGGCAGGAAUAUGACAGGCACAUAACUACAGAGGAAAGCACAAUAAUUUGGGCUGGAACUCAUACUGGAGAAAGCACACAGGCCCCCGUUUGCACCUCUUAAUAAAUUAUAUUCAAGAUCUGCACUUUCAAUGCGUUUUAUAUAAAUAUUUCUCGGUCUCUGGAUGCGUGAUAAAAACAGGGGACACUCAAGGAAACGACUGUGAGAACAAAGAUAUGCUUAGAAGAAUUAUUCCGGACUACUUGGUUCUCAUUCACUGAAUUAAAACAAAGCAAACCAGGGAUUAAAUGAAUCUUUUUUUGACAAUCAACAAAAUGUUUAACGCUUACUAGCUAAAGAGUGCCAGGUGUGUAAAAGUGUGUUUACCUUCAUAGAACAAGAUGAAAAUAUGUAGUUGCCUAAAUGAGAAGCUGAUUGUCCACAUUGUUUGUCAGCACACUAUGUAGUGAACAAACAGCUUCCAACAUCGAGCCAUAUUUCUUAACAUUCCUUAUUCCUCUUUCUCAACUACAACAGAGUUAAGACAGUUACCUCUGGGACCGUUUUUCUUUUCAACUGUUUGUUUUUCCAUGAUCUGGUUUAGGUUUUGUAUUACAUUUAGCAUAAUUCAUAGAAAGCUGAAUAAUUGCCCAUAAUCGCCCUGGUUUCAGGUUACUUUAACAGCUACACGCUCGCUGCUAGAUUUGUGGUCAGAGCAGUACUGAGAACUCACAUUACUGAAAUAUCGGACCAACCGGAGCAGCGCGUCGUGGUGAAGAACGUUCAAGGACGAGAACCGUGCUAAAGCUCCGUUCGGCUGUUUAUUUUAUUUUUAAAAAAGUGCAGAUUAAAUGUCACAUUAAAAAAAAAAUUGCUGUAAUAAAGUAAUAACUUGAGUUUGCUGUAAUAAAAUAAGUUUUAUUUGAAUGUGGGAACAGACAUAUGAUAUGUCCUUGGUAGAAUCUGUGAUUAUUUUUAGAAAAGACAGAGGAAGGCUGUGGUUUCUCUGAUCAACACUGUACAUUACUAAUGCAAGGUGCUUUAUUCCAUGGACAAAUUAAUAAACACGGGCCACCAAGACUGA